Messenger RNA from Arachis ipaensis, 838 nucleotides. The record is from RefSeq and is a predicted model, not a curated record. NCBI's taxonomy places the organism in Eukaryota, Viridiplantae, Streptophyta, Magnoliopsida, Fabales, Fabaceae.
UGCUGCUGCCCUGAUGAUGAUGGCACCGACAGCAUCGUACAUUCCUAAAGAAGGUCCAAUGCCAUCAUUCAGCCUCGGCUUGACUGAUUCAAGCCAAGAAGAAGCAACAACUCAAGAGGGUGCAGCAACACAAGAGGGGCAGAGGGCAAAAACUCCUAAAAUGCCAAAAUUAAUAGAACAGUUAGGGGAGCUGGUGGAAAAAAUUGCAGGCAGUGGGGUGAAAACAGAAGGUAAAACUCCACCUAUUCAUAAGCAAAGUGGUGAAGAAAGUUUUAAAAAGUUUGUAACUCCUGCGAGGACAAAUGAAAUGAGUGCUGAAAUAAAAGAGAAAUGCUACAUCUGGGCCACACGUGUGAAAACAUAUGCAGAUGGAAAUACUAAUGAGUAUGACACCGUGUGCACACUCAAUGCCCAAGAUAAAUACAUUUUGUCAAAAAUCCACUUUGCAUCUCUCCAAGUUGAUACACAUAUAGAAGCUGAGAUUGUCUCUGCCAUGUGCUUCAUCCUUAACCAGCAAAAAAUUAAAAGGUUUCAGGAAGAAAUAUACUGUCUCUCCCCUGAUAUUGUGAACAUGGCCAUUGCAAAUCAUCCAGAAAGGGUAUUCUUAAAGCCUAAAAACAAUAAGUCAUUCAGGGUGGAAGACUACCCAAUGGUUAUACCUUUCUUGGACCUUAAAAAACUAGCAUCGCAUCGUUAUAUUUUUGCACCUGUUUGCCAUUCACAACAUUGGUGGUUAUGGGUGGCUGAUACAAGGAAGAAAAAAACUUUUGUACUCGACCCAUAUCACAAGACUUGUCCAGCUGAUGAAAGAAAGACCAUAAAUAUAUUUGUUGUGUAG